AUGAAAUUAGUUGCAUUUACUAUACCUCUUAUUAGUGCAGUUUUAUACAUAUCUGGAUCCUUAUACGUAUACAGUAGACAUAGAUGUAAACUAGUUUAUGAUUAUCCGUUCCAAGAUCCAACAUUACCAGUUGAUGUAAGAUUAGACAAUCUUAUGUCUCUUUUAACUCCAGAAGAAAAAAUCGAUAUGUUGUGGAUGGAUACAACAACACCAGGUAUAAGAGAAAUCCAACUACUCUGUAAAAAAGAAGGCUUGUUUAUGAAAUCUAAAACGGUAUAGAGAAGUGCAACCAUUUCUAAACUCUUUUAGGUUUCGCAGAAGCAAAGAUGCGGUAACAAACCAUUUAAGUGCAUAAAGUUUAUCGUUUUUUUCUGAGCAAGUGGAUCAUUUCAGCAGCUUAGACGUGCUUUCAUACACGGUUGGAAAUAAUAUUUUUUAUUUUUUAUUUUAUUUAUAUAAUAUAGAGCUGAAACUACAGAUGAUAUAAAAAUGUAUUAUAUACCAAAUUAAUGCUCAUCUAAAAUGGAAUUGAUGUGUAUGACUGAGAUUCCGUAUGACAAUUAUUGACUGUAGAACUAUGAAAGUUUCUAUCGAGUGCAUCAUAAUGAAUGAGCCUCUCAGUAUUUUCUAUUUUUCUCGUGUACGUUCAGGAUCUCGCGGUUAGUGUUUUUUUUAAAAGAUGCGCC
Messenger RNA from Didymodactylos carnosus, 686 nucleotides. The record is from the annotation of a GenBank genome assembly. Lineage: Eukaryota; Metazoa; Rotifera; Eurotatoria; Philodinida; Philodinidae.